AUGGCGAUCGAGAAAGUGGUGCUGAUAACUGGCUGUGCAGAGGGUGGAAUCGGUGCGUGCUACUCCAGAGUCUUCCACUCUCGGGGAUUCAAAGUUUACGCCACGGACGUCCAGCCGGUGGAGAGCAUGCAAAGCUUGCGAGCUCUGGGGAUCCAAACGCUUCAGCUGGAUGUGACGAGCGACGAAUCCGUGAGAGCUGCGGUGGAUCUCAUCCUCCGGAACGAGGGCAGGAUCGACGUGCUUGUCAACAACGCCGGGCUCUCCACUAUCGGGCCGCUAGCCGAGCUUCCACUCAAGAACAUCGAGCGAGCUUUCCAAGUGAACGUCUUUGGAACUUUGAGGAUGAUCCAGGCAGUGGUUCCCAGCAUGGCGGAGCAAAGGCAGGGCCGGAUCAUCAACGUCGGCAGCGUCGUCGGCUACGUCCCCACCCCCUGGGCCGGAUCAUACUGCGCGUCCAAGGCCAGCGUCCACGCUCUCUCGGAUGUUCUUCGCGUGGAGUUGGCGCCACUGGGAAUCCAGGUGGUGUUGAUCGUCCCCGGCUCGGUGAAGUCCCAGCUUGGAGCCACGGCCUCGAGCUCUCUUCGAUCGAGCGAGUGGAAGCUCUACAGGGAUUUCUCCAGCGCCAUCGCCGAGAGAGCUACCUCGUCCCAGUCCGGCAAGGCCACCGCCACGGAAGAAUUCGCUGUGAGAGCCGUGGGAGCGAUGCUCGAGAAGAAUCCUCCCAGGCAUUUCGUCUAUGGAUUUAUGAGUGGGCUGUUCUUGGUGCUGCGAUGGAGCCCAUUGUGGCUGAGAGAUCUCUUCAUGCGAUGGAGGUUUGGCCUCUUGGAGAAGAAGAAACACUGAGGAAAGACGAAAGAAUCUCUCAAUACAAAGAAAGAAUCUCAAUAGAAAUUUCCCCUUAAACCCA
Messenger RNA from Selaginella moellendorffii, 907 nucleotides. Its product is annotated as NADPH-dependent 1-acyldihydroxyacetone phosphate reductase. Gene Ontology annotation, cellular component: endoplasmic reticulum. The transcript has a single exon. The record is from RefSeq and is a predicted model, not a curated record. Bases 1 to 843 code for a protein of 280 amino acids. Lineage: Eukaryota; Viridiplantae; Streptophyta; Lycopodiopsida; Selaginellales; Selaginellaceae. Gene Ontology annotation, molecular function: oxidoreductase activity.